This is a messenger RNA of Oncorhynchus mykiss (rainbow trout), 4996 nucleotides long. NCBI's taxonomy places the organism in Eukaryota, Metazoa, Chordata, Actinopteri, Salmoniformes, Salmonidae. The record is from RefSeq and is a predicted model, not a curated record.
UUGCCACUUCCUUGUUUUUAUGUCAGCUGUCAAAUUCAAUUGACGCGCGAAAUAAGCAAAACAAAACAGAAAUGUCACAGUCGGGGUGUCCUCUUGGUGACAGAAUCCUAGUAGGUUACAUUUUACCCGAAAAGAAGGUUAAAAACCCCGAAAAUGACGACUCUGAUUGGGAAGAUGAUGAGGAGGAAGAAGAUGCACAGCCGGAUUUUCUGGAUAUGAAAGAGAUGGACAGCGUUAGUUCAGGAGGACAUGUGUUUAAUUCCUCCGUACCGGGCCGAAACGAAGUUGAUUUCCUGGACAGCGUGUCUGGUAAGAGAUGCAGAGUAAUGGGCCGGUUCAGUCUGAAGGACCCGUGGUGGGAGGCUACCUGCACGACCCGCGCUGCCAAGGGCAAGCUGGUGCUACGGGGCUACCCUGCCUACCGCCUUCGCUCAGACCUCCAGGGAGACCCGGACCACUCUGUCCUGUCUCUGUUCCUCACCGCCUGCGGCGUGGACGCACAGUUUGUCGUCCCCUUCUUUGCUUGGCUGCCGAUGGGAAGGAAGGUGGAGUUUGCUAACUUGCAGGAAGUUCUGGCUGAGUUUGAGGAAGGAGAGCAGCACAGGGCUUUGGCACAGCAGAUUAAAGCCUUGGUCUCUGUUUCAGUUGCAGGGAUGCGCGUGACUGCUGCCUCUCUGUACCCCCAUGUGAUGAGAUACCUGCCUACCCUACUGCCAGGGCGCUUCACAGAGCUCCUGAGUCGGGGAAAGAAAAGCCAAAAACAUCCUGCGGCACAGGGUGCUACACAGAUAGAGGAGGAGGAGGAAGAGGAGGAUCUCAGCUUGCUGGCCAAAAUAGAGGAGAUGAUCAAGACGGACGUCUGGAAGCUGGGCUUUAACUAUGUUAUGUACAAGGAGUUGAAGGUGGUCCAUUGCGAGGCUCAGCUGAGAUCCUUCCAUGAGUGUAAACUCUUCCAAGAGAUCCCUCUGAAGCAGCGUAACGCCCUGCAAGUCUACGACUCUCUGAAGAACCACUGCUGCAGGACGGGCAGUACCUACACGGAGCUCCCCACCCUGUGUGACGAGGUCAGGAGAGGGUGUAGCUCCGUGAUGGAGGUGGAGGUGUGGGACGCAGUCCACUUCCUCAAAGAGCUGGGCGUCGUGGUACGGGAUCGCCAGAAGGUGGCGCUGCAGAACCUGCAUUCUUAUGAGACUGGGAUAGCUGAGUGCCUACGCUGUCUGGUGCAGGAAGAGCCCUGGGUUAUACCUCUGGAUGUCAUAGAGGUGCUGACUGCUUCAGCUCUGGAGAGGCUGAGGAAGACGGGAGGGGAUGGAGGGAGUAGGGAGGAUCAAGGUGAAGUGGACUCCGACGCAGAGCGGAAGGCUGAUGAGCUGAAUGAAAGGUGUGAUAUGGAUGGCAGCGCUGCAGAGACAGACCGUACUAGUGCUGCUGUUAGAACAGCCAGCGGAUACUCUGUCCCAGACCACAUCAAACCUGAACCAGCCCCUACAGACCAGGGCCCUCCAGUAGAUUUAGACCCAGCCCAGGGCCCUCCUCCAGUAGAUUUAGACCCAGACCAGGUACGUGCAGCAGAGAUGAUCUGCUUCAAUCCAGUGACGGUGAUCAGCGGUAAGGGGGGCUGUGGUAAGACAACGGUGGUGAGUCUGGUGUUCAAGGCCGCCUUGCAGCAGAGCCCAGAGAAGGAGGUCAGGAAGGCAUGCUGGGACUUUGAAAAUGACUCCUUGGGGUCUGAGGCGUGGGAGGAAGCCGAUGCGUGGGAGGAAGAAGCCCUGUCGAAGAGUCUCCUCUCUCAGUUAGAGGGGGAGGUAAAGGACGAGAAGAAGAAGUCGUCGUUGUGGGUUUUACAGGGAGAGGACGAGGUGUUACUAACAGCACCGACAGGGAGAGCUGCGUCUCUGCUCACCAAGAGGACCUGCUUCAAGGCCUACACCCUGCACCAGGUAGUGUGGAGUUUCAUGCAGGCCAAGAAAGACCCCAACGGGGCUCCUGAGGAGUGGAAGUUUGCGUCUGUGCGCGUGUUGGUGGUGGACGAGGGCAGUCUGGUGUGUGUUCAGCUCCUCCACUCCGUCCUCACUAUGCUCACCAAACACGCACAGCUCAGGAAGUUCGUCAUCUUGGGUGAUGUGCGUCAGCUGCCCAGUAUCCAGCCAGGAAACACCUUGUACGGCCUGUUCCACAGUCUGCCUGUUUGUCUAGGUGAUGUGCGUCAGCUGCCCAGUAUCCAGCCAGGAAACACCUUGUAUGGCCUGUUCCACAGUCUGCCUGUUUGUCUAGGUGAUGUGCGUCAGCUGCCCAGUAUCCAGCCAGGAAACACCUUGUAUGGCCUGUUCCACAGUCUGCCUGUUUGUCUAGGUGAUGUGCGUCAGCUGCCCAGUAUCCAGCCAGGAAACACCUUGUAUGACCUGUUCCACAGUCUGGGCCGAGCCCAUUGGGCCAUCGAGAUGAGGACCAAUCACAGAGCUGAGUCUCAACUCAUCGUCAACAACGCCGGACAAAUUGCAGAGAUGGGGAUGAAUCGUAGUUUCAGACCGCUCCACUACGACGCCAUCUUGGAUCUGAAUGGAAGUUACACCAUGCCCUCUGAAGACAAGAGGUUCAUCCUCAUCCUGCUGCCCAACACCGACUCUGACUCUGACUAUGACCUUCAGGUGGCUAUCGAACUACUAUUGAAAGCUGCUCCAGGACUGAGGAAUGACGCCACGUCACAGUUCAUUGCCUUCAGACGGAAGGAGUGUGUCUUGAUCAAUGAGCUUUGCUGCAAACAUUACUGCGACCACCGCACCAAAAACAACAAGAACCGACUAGAUUUCCAGCCGAGAGAUAAAGUCUGCUGUACAAAGAACGGCUACGUCACAGACAGGAACAAGGAAGUGUCUCCCGAAGAAGAGGACUUGGAGAACAGCUACGUAUCUGACACGGACAGGACCAAGCGGAGACUUCCUGGUCUGGACGGAGGGGAGAGACGGAGAGGGAACGGGGCCACACAGAGAGACGGAAGUGGUGACAAAAUGAAAACUAAAGAGAAGAAUAAAGAGCGUCUGUGUAACGGAGAGAUAUUCUUCAUUAAACAUGACGUGACAGAGGAGGAGGCGGGCUCACAGCGGAGCAGGAAGCAGAGGUACUUGACUCUGGAUGAUGGUGACGGACGGGAGCUGUGUGUUUCCUUCAGGGAGCUGCAGAGAGAAUGUAAACUGCAACACGCCUGGGCUAGGACCAUACACACCUUCCAGGGGUCGGAGACCGAGACGAUUGUGUACGUGCUGGGUAACGGUAGCGUCCAGACGUGGAAGCACGUGUACACGGCUGUGACACGGGGACAGAAGCGUGUAUAUGUCAUAGCCAAGCGGGAGGGCAUGGCCUCGGCCAUCAAGAGACGCAUCAUCCCACGUAACACCCGGCUGGGAACCCUGGUCAAAGAGCUGUUGGUCCAGCCUGGGGCUGAGGGGCAGGACCAACCAGACCAGAACCAACCACAGCCGGGCACACCUCGCAGGGCAGCCCCAAGCUUCGGACCUACACAGACCACUCCUCUGGCCUCACAGACACCUAGCGGGUCUCUAAGGACCCCCUACAAAACCCCUAUAGCAGCACCCAGACUCAUUUCUACGCCCAGCCUAGCAGUCCCACUUCACGCCAAUCGUGUCCAGUCCCACUCUACGUCGGUCCUACCCAGGAAGCUGUGGAGAAAUGAGCCUCCAACAGCUCCUCAGGCAGAUGCCUCAGACACCUCUCUAAUGGACGACAUCACUUUCAGUCAGGCAUAUACCUGGUCGCCUAUGAACAGCAGCUCUGAGGACCCCUCUCAGGAGCAGCCUGGGUCGUGUGAGGAGGAGGAGGAAGGGAUCGAGAUGGAGGCUAGCAGCAGCGCUGUAGAGGAUGGACACAUGGGGAAGGGUUCACAUUUAGCUGCUCGGUCUGGGGUUGAGAGCACCCCUUCCAAGAGGACGCUCAGUCCUGACAGUGAGAAACAGAAUGUAACUCAUAAACAGAUCAAGGUGGAGCCAUUCGAAUCACCGCUGGGCUGUUCCAGACUGCAGCAGCUCGCCCUCUGCACGCCCACCUCCCACGGCAAACGGCUUUUCCAAGGUCCACCCUCCGAUCAGGACUGAACGUCUUCUCUCCCUGACCCAUUGAAACCAGGAUAUCUUAUGAUUGAUGGCCACUACUGCAUUGAUACCAGGAUAUCUUAUGAUUGAUGGCCACUACUGCAUUGAUACCAGGAUAUCUUAUGAUUGAUGGCCACUACUGCAUUGAUACCAGGAUAUCUUAUGAUUGAUGGCCACUACUGCAUUGAUACCAGGAUAUCUUAUGAUUGAUGGCCACUACUGCAUUGAUACCAGGAUAUCUUAUGAUUGAUGGCCACUACUGCAUUGAUACCAGGACAUCUUAUGAUUGAUGGCCACUACUGCAUUGAUACCAGGACAUCUUAUGAUUGAUGGCCACUACUGCAUUGAUACCAGGAUAUCUUAUGAUUGAUGGCCACUACUGCAUUGAUACCAGGAUAUCUUAUGAUUGAUGGCAACUACUGCAUUGAUACCAGGAUAUCUUAUGAUUGAUGGCCACUACUGCAUUGAUACCAGGAUAUCUUAUGAUUGAUGGCCACUACUGCAUUGAUACCAGGAUAUCUUAUGAUUGAUGGCCACUACUGCAUUGAUACCAGGAUAUCUUAUGAUUGAUGGCCACUACUGCAUUGAUACCAGGAUAUCUUAUGAUUGAUGGCCACUACUGCAUGCACGGAAUACAAGUGUAGACCUUACCAUGAAAUGCUUACUUACAAGCCCAUAACCAAUAAUGCAAUUUUAAUUAAAAAUAAGAGUUAAAAAUGAUAUUUACUAAAUAAACUCGUUUUUUAAAAAGUAACGCAAUAAAAUAAAAAUUGUGAGGUUAUAUACAGGGGGUACCGGUACCGAGACAAUGUGUAGGGGGGUAGAGGUUAGUCGAGGUGAUUGAGGUAGGUAGGGGUAACGUGACUAUGCAUAGAUCAUAGAGAGGAGCA